Effrenium voratum is the source of this 1072-nucleotide messenger RNA. The record is from the annotation of a GenBank genome assembly. NCBI's taxonomy places the organism in Eukaryota, Dinophyceae, Suessiales, Symbiodiniaceae.
GGUGGCAGAAGGACCACCAUAGGUGCCUUGAUCCCUCCAGAUGGCUUGAGCGCAGCUGCGCCCAGCGCUGAUGCAAUGCGUCCGCUUCGGGGCAGACGACGAUGCGGAGGACCCGCCUGACCUGGUGCCCAAGAGAAAGGCGCGGCCUCGAUUCGAGGACGUGAAGGAGCCGCUGGCAGGUGAUGAUGAGGAGGAGGAGUUGGAGCACCGGGCACGCAGGAAGCCGCAGAAGCUCAUGACAACGGCCGCCGCAGGUGGGGCGGCACUGCUCGAGGAAUUGAAGAAGCAGGGCGUCUUGGAAGAUGACAAGGACAAGGAUGAGGAGGUGGCAAGAGCGCGCGCCUUCACCGUGACCGGCGGGAAGAUGACGCUGAAGGACGAGCUCGCUGGCAGGGUGGCCAUCAUGGCGGCGCGGCAGCACCACAGCCGCCGCCUCUUCGCCGUGGCCCUGGCAAUCACGGAGAAGGCGCUCCGCGACUCCGCGGCGGCGAGGCGGGCGGCGGAGGCCUGCGGCCUCUCCGCUGCGCAGGGGUGGCCGAGGACAGCCUUGGAAAGCAAGUUGAGCGUGCUGAACUUUGAGAACGCAGGUGGAGACUUGUUGCUGGCUGUGCUGAAGCAGCAAGGGUGGCAGCUGUGCAACGGCCGUGGCUCCUUCGCCGAGAUGCCGGACUUGAAGCUUUUAGCGAAGAAGCUGAGCUUCCUCGCGGGGGAGGCACCGUCUGAAGAAGAAGACGGAGCCGAGGACGAGGACGAGGAGGAUGAUCCGCUGGAGCAAGAAGAGGGCGAUUGGCAGCACUGGGAGCAAACUGGAAAUUAUUGGGAUGGCGGUGGUUGGCACGGCGAGCACUGGCACAGCGAGUGGGAGACCCCGGAUGAGGAGGCCAGCGUGGGCUAUGCCACUCUUGGAUGAGGCCCACUGGAGCUUGAGACGGCCGGCCGCGGCCGGGCGGCAAGCGAAGCGAUGGCCCGACGGCCUCAUGCAUCGUGAUCGGAUCCAAUGUGAUCGCCGCGCUCGACAGCGCGCGUUCAUUGGAGGAUUUGAGGGAUGCGUGGCAGGGGAUCGGGCGCCAAC